This is a messenger RNA of Cladophialophora psammophila CBS 110553, 1248 nucleotides long. RefSeq lists its product as uncharacterized. The record is from RefSeq and is a predicted model, not a curated record. Bases 1 to 1248 code for a protein of 415 amino acids. NCBI's taxonomy places the organism in Eukaryota, Fungi, Ascomycota, Eurotiomycetes, Chaetothyriales, Herpotrichiellaceae. The transcript has a single exon.
AUGUUACCUCAGCUGGAACGACCGGAGUUUGACAGAGAUUCCUCGUUGGAGCUCAUGGGGCAAUGUUCCUCGCUCUCGUCUAGUUUCUUCUCUUCAGAUGCAUCCAGCACGGACUCUGGUGGCCUACGUCGCCCGUCCCUCGCAUCUUCUACUUACUCGGCCUCGCCCGAGGCAUUCUGGACUCCUUCAGCAACGACAGCGAGUCCUACCACCCCCAUGAUGCUCGAUCCCGGCGCACACCUGACUUCCAAACAGUACAUGAAACCCUCGGCUUACCUUACCGACGGUCACCAUAUGUUCCAUCAGGUGCAAGAUGAAGAACGCGGUCCUCAUAGAUCCAUGUGGGAGACGCCCGGAUGUUCUGGUCUUUCUCUGCUGAAUGGCACGCAUGAGCUGCUCCUGACGGAAGUUAGCCGUCCAUUAUACCACGCAGACGUACACGGUUUGAGCCACGGCAACACAAAUCCAGCGUUGACGAAAUCGAUAUUUACUGGGCCCUCGAGUUCCGAGUCGGGUGCGAUGAUCAGGGUAACGGAUGACGAUAUGUUUGCAUGGAGAUCUGCAGCCAUUCAUCCUCCUGCAGAGACAAUAGAACCAAGUGUUGCCUUUCAUGGAACCUUGGCCAGCUCUCCAAGUUACAAGAUUGAGCCAUCCACACCUCUGAAAUUGCACAUAACUCCAUCGGCAAUCUUGAGCAGUAGUCCGCUGUCGAUGAUCUCCCCGCGCGUGCUGCCAUCGCAGCAUGACGUCGAGGAGUUAUCAUAUGGCUCGCUGCAGCAGGCUCUCGGUGAAGCCAAAAAGCAACGACCAAACACUGACCGGCUACAGCGGCGCCAUUAUGAGCGAAAGCGUCCUGCUAGUUUGUCAUCGAAGUCCAAAGCAACUCCGCCCAAGUCCGGUGUCAACUGUGAGCUGGUCAUCGCACAAAACGAAUUUGCCUGCAGCUAUCCGGGAUGUAUCGACAAACAUACCGGAAAACAGAAGCGAUUCAAAAGACAGGAGCACAAGAAGCGACACGAAAAGACUGUACACGAAAAGUCUAUGCAUACAACAUAUCGAUGUUGGGUUUCUGAAUGCAAUAGACCGUUCUCCAGAACAGACAACUUGAAAAGUCAUUUGAGAAAUACUCACUCCAAAAGGCCUGGGGUUCGGGGAAAUCGAUAUGUUGCCACACUGGACAAGAACAGCGAGUUCUAUGAUCCAGAUUGGGUGGGUGAGCUCGACAAAAAUGGGUAUCCGAUCCAUUGA